Molecule: messenger RNA, 480 nt
Organism: Nezara viridula (southern green stink bug)
Lineage: Eukaryota; Metazoa; Arthropoda; Insecta; Hemiptera; Pentatomidae
Source: the annotation of a GenBank genome assembly
AUGGCCGAAGACAAUGCUCAUUGUUCGGCUGAGUGGGGUCCCAUCACUCCCUUUGGAGCUGAACCUUAUUGUUCGGAGAAGAAUAUCCUACGAAAAUCCAGAAUCUUGGAAUAUUCCUUUAAAAUUUCUGAACACGGCAUGAUAACUCCCGUUUUAACUAUAAUCUACUCCUCCACUAUAAUCGACAAAAAGAAUGAUGGAAUCGAUAUAAAUAAACGGAGGACAGAAUUCGAUUGUUCACUCCUCCUCAGAAUUGUGGUCGUAAAAAAAGAAAAAAAAAAGAAAGAAAAACUACAUCGUUGAGAGAAGGUUAACCUUGACAACGGGUUGCUUGAGAAUUCCUAAGAUGAACUUCUAGACCGUUUCUACAAUAUCUUAUUCCACUGCACCAUUCCAAUGAAAUAUAAUUUAUCGUAACAAAAUAUUGUUGUCAUAUAUUAAAACAAAAAUAUCAAAUAUGAUUUAUUCGAACUAUUUUUC